This is a messenger RNA of Ostertagia ostertagi, 6360 nucleotides long. NCBI's taxonomy places the organism in Eukaryota, Metazoa, Nematoda, Chromadorea, Rhabditida, Trichostrongylidae. The record is from the annotation of a GenBank genome assembly.
AUGCCCAAGCGAUGCCUGGUGCGAUUCGUGCGCCAUGGAUUGGUAUGUUCUGCCGCCUUGUUGAGCGGUUUUGUUUUCGGGCCAGGCGCCAUUGCGCAGGUGGCAGUGGGAGACGGUGGAACGCCGAGCUACAGCCAAGCCAUUGCUGUGCCGCCUGGCGUCGGGGGCAUGGCGCCAAAACUCAGCCUGCUUUACGCUGGUGGUGGGGUGAACGGUCCCGUCGGGCACGGUUGGAGUGUUCAGGGCUUGUCCGUGAUCACGCGGUGCGCGGCCACUCUUGCGCAAGACGGCAAGACUGUCGGCGUUGCCUAUGUGGCAAGUGACAAGCUGUGCCUUGACGGGCAGCGACUGAUUCAGACCGAUGAGUCCGGGAACGCCGCGCCCAGCGGCGGCAACAACGCGGUGGGCGUGCCCGUCACAACCCAGCUCAACGAUGCGCAAGGCGUGGGUGCCAAUGUCUAUCGGGAAUUCCGUACAGAGAAGGACAUGUACGCGCGCAUCCGCGCGUACGGUUACGCCAACGGCGAUUCCACGGGUGCGAGCGGCCCGGCCUACUUCAAGGUGUGGACCAAAGCGGGGCAGAUCUACGAGUACGGCGAUGCGUCGGGUAGCCCGAGUGCAACAUCGGCCUUGAUCGCUCCACCGGGGAAGGCACCCAUGGCCUGGGCCGUGGCGCGCAUCAGCGACACACUGGGCAAUGCUGUUGACUUCAAGUACGAGCAAAGGGAUGUCCCAUGGGGGAGUGGGCCGUCAGCUGGAUCGCCUACCGUUGGCCACGAAUGGAACAUCCGAGAGGUUCAGUACAGCAACAACAAGGUCGUCUUCAACUACGACCUGGAUGCGCAAGGCAUCGACGCGCGUACUGACAAGUCGGAGGCCUAUCAGCAAGGCCGCAAGAACGUCAGCUUGCGCCGCCUCAAGUCGAUCACGACCUACGUGAAUAGUCCUGCCACAGCACUGGGCGCCAACGGCGGCACGGCAGUCCGCACGACACAGUUGACCUAUGAACCCGGCCCGGUGACCGGACGCAUUGUGUGGUCAAGAUCCAAGACUGCGCCGGUGGACCGAGCAGCACACGGUGCCUGCCUGCCACAAACUUCGCCUACACCCCUGGCACCAGAUCUGCUCGGCGACGGCACAUAUGGUGUGUUGACGGGUGACUUCGACGGAGACGGCAAAACCGACAUCCUUUACUGGUCGGACACGCCGUCCAACAACAAGCUCUAUCUCAGCAAUGGAGACGGCAGCUUCUACACGUCGUCGGCUUUCAACAUCAAAACGGUCAACCUCUUCAAGAGCGAUGGCUGCUACUACACGAUUGCUGCUGACUUCAAUGGAGACGGCAUCACCGAUUUGCUACGGGUGAUGCGGGCCACAUCCACCAGCAACAGCAACGUCUCGUGCGGCACUCCGCUCACGCAUUACCUGUAUCUGGGCAAGCCCGAUGGCAGCUUCACCAGCGUCAGCUUGCCCAGCGGCAUUGACUUCACGCAGAUCACGGCUAAGAAGACGCGCCAGUUCAACUGCUUGAGUCCGGCCUCGACCACCUACAACCCGAACUGCACUGAGGCGGGAACGACCUACCUGGGCACUGACCAGACGCCGGGUGCCAACUUCCACCUGAUCGAUGUGAACGGUGAUGGCUACCUGGACAUCGUGACCACGCAGUUGCCUGGCUACAGCCGGACGAUGACGAUUCCGAGCGAAGCCACGCAGUGCGCGAGCGUCAUCUGCACGCGCGUGUAUCUUGGCAGCGCGUCGGGCGUCUUCACCGAAUUGACGACGACCAACCUGGCACACCACAACGUCUACGGCGCCCCUUCGCGGGGCUUCUACGAAUACUUCCGCAAGCCCUAUGUGCUCGACGUCAACGGCGAUGGCCUGGCCGAUCUCUUGGUUGGCACAGGCCUGUGGACGUCCCAAGGUAACGGGGACUUCAUCGCUCCGUCGGUUGAUGCCACUCAGGCUGGAUGUGCCACUGCCAUCGACUUCAAUGGUGAUGGUCGCGGCGACUGUCUGUACGGCUCAUCGGUGCCGAGCGCUCAGAGCCUCUUUGUCGGGGACGGCACUCUCAAUCCCUCUGCCACUGCCAGUUUCAAUCUGACGGGUCCCGGGCAGGAGUUGCUUGUCAUCAACACCAAUUUUCCGUUCUCUCAGACUGCCGGCACGAUCAUCGCCGACUUCAAUGGCGAUGGCCGGCAAGACAUUCUUCGCUGGAAGGAUGAUGCAACGCAGAACGCCCUGUACCUGAGCAACGGGGAUGGCAGUUUCACCACGGUUGCCAACUUCAGUUUGGCAGGUGUCCAGCUGCAGAACAGCAAUGGCACGGCGACCGUGUUGCUCGGCGACUUCACGGGCCGCGGCUCCAUGGAGAUCCUGCGGCUGCAAACGGUGGGCGGAUCAGCCACUAACCGCCUCUACGUCAAGGGCGACCCAGCACCGCCCGAUCUGCUGGUCAGUGUCACGGGCCCCUCCGGGCUGAAAUCCAAGCUGUAUUACGUCCCGCUGAGCAACUCGACAGUGGCCAGAGCGGUUCCUUCCAGCUCCGCGAGUGACAUCAACCUUGGCCUUCGGUAUCAGAGCGAUCUGGGUAAACCGGCGUAUGCCGUGGCCGACGCCGCUGAUCUGAGCUUGCCGAUGUACGUCGUGGCCACACAGGUGGACGACACCGGGGUGGGCAGCAGCACUGUGACGACGGAGAUGAGCUAUCGAGGCCUGAAGGCCGACCGCAGAGGCCGCGGCAUGCUGGGCUUUCGCGAAGUCCUUCGCCAGCGUAGUGGUGCGGACGGCACGCCGUUGACGGUGGACACGACCUACGUACAGACGUAUCCCUACACCGGCGUCGCAGCCACGACCUCGACACACCGGAGCAAACUCAACGCUACCUCUGCGUCGACCUUGCUCAGCAGCACUAGCAACACCUACUGCGAUCAGGGCAAUGCCGCGGCUGCCUCCGCGAGCUCCAACUGCGCUGUGAACAGCAAGAUAGCGCGGCCGUAUCUCUAUCAGAGCACCGAGGGAGGUCAGGAUCUGGCGGGCGUGGCCUUGCCGACCGUGGUCACCCAGAACGUCUUCAACGGGACAGGUGAUCCGGCCACGAUCAGUGUCACGACGACCGGCACCACGGCUGGCGUUGCACAGACCUUCACCAAAUCGGUGAGCAACACCUAUUUCGCAGACAACACCAGCUGCACCAACUACCAAACCUGCUACUGGAUCCUCGGUCGCUUGAACCAGGCCACGGUCACGAACACCGUUCCGAACAGCUUGGCAAGCAUCCCAAGCAGCGCCGGCACCGGCACGUUCGCAACCGCGACCUCGGGCUCGGGGCCGGCUGUCAGCAGCCCGCUGAACUUGGUGCUCAGCAACUGUUCCAGUACCACGCCGACCCUCAGCCCCGCCUCUGCUUCGUACCAGUGCCAACUUGGCAAUAGCGGCACCACCAAUGCCUCCAACCUGACGUACGCCACGAGCUCGGCAGCCCUGGUCGUCAACGGACCGGCCAGCUGUGCGGCCAACACUACAAACUGCGGCACGGUCACGAUGCGCACAUCGGCUGUCGCUGGUGCCUACACGGGCUACUUCACGGUUUCCAGCGCCGGUGCCACGACCACCAGCACCACCGUGCCCUUGACCGUCACCGCGCCUAACGGGCUGGGUGUGAGCGCCGCGAGCUUCAGUCCUGCGAGCGUCGUGGCUGGCACCAGCAGCAACUUCAACUGGAGCACGACCAAUGCCACGUCGGCCAGCGUGAGCUGUGCAGGCACCGGUGUGACGGUGACCGGCAACGCCACUACAACUGCGGGCAACAUCACGGUCGGCACCACAGUGGCCACAACGGCCGCCAGUUGCACCGUGAUCGCCACAGGUGCUAGCGGCGCCAUGGUCAGCGGUAGCGCCGACCUCGCGAUAACGCCCGCCGGUAGCGUGGGUGUGACUUCAGCCAGCUUCAGCCCCACCAGCGUCAAUGCCGGCAGCAGCAGUAGCUUCAGCUGGACUACCGCCAACGCCGCCUCGGCGACCGUGAGCUGUUCGGGCGCAGGCGCAAACGCCACUGGAUCCAAUACGAGCGGCACCAUCACCGUGAACACGACCACGGCCGGCACUGCCACCUGUACGGUCUCGGCUGUCGGCUCGGGCGGUGCCACCGCGAUCGGUUCCGCAGACCUGACGGUGGCCGCUUCGGGUGUGCCAACGAUCGGUACCAGCACGUUCAGCCCUGCCAGUGUUGCUGUCGGCGGCACGUCGACGUUCACGUGGAGCGUGAGCAACGCCACGUCGUCUUCGGCGAUUUGCAAUGGUGCUGUCACCGGGUCGGGCACGGGUACCGCUACCGGCGGCAGCCUCACGUUGACCGCGGGCGCCACGAUUGGCCAGGGCUCUUGCACGGUGACCGCUGUUGGGACUGGCGGUAACGCCACCGGCUCUUUCAACAUUGACGUUGUGCGAGCUCCCACUGUGAGCGGCUUGAUCUUUAGUCCAGCCGUGUCCACAGCCACAGGAAGCGUCCCGAACUUUGCCUGGAACACGAGCUAUGCGACAUCGGCCAAGGUCGUGUGCACCGGUGUGCUUUCCUACAACGCCUCGGUUGCUUUGAACGGGAGCUUGAACCUGCCGGUGAGCGGCCCAGGCACAGGUACGUGCACGGUGACCGCUUCCAACGGCGGCGUCCAGGCAUCGGCUUCCGCGACACACACGGCCUAUGCCGAAUCGAGCGUCACCAGCGCCUCCUUCAAUCCAACCAGCGUGACGCUGGGUGGCAGCAGCACCUUCAGUUGGGCGACGUCCAACGCCAGCUCAGCUUCAGUGAGCUGUUCCGGCGCGGGCGUUACCAACACGAGUUCGAGCCUCAGCGGCAACAUCACGGUCACACCGUCCAGCGCCGGGACAGCCACGUGUACCGUCACGAGCAGCAAUGCUGCAGGCGCAACCUCGACAGGAUCUGCCAGCCUGAGCGCGUCAGUACCGGCACCCACCCUCACGACCAGCCGAAAUCAGCAGUAUGUGACGGCUGGCGUGCCGCAGCAGGGCAUCUUCAGUUGGAAUGCUGCUGGCGGUGCAACGUCUGUGACCGCGUCUUGUACAGGCACAGGCAACCAAUCCAGCACCUACACCGGUUCUUCACUGGUCAACGGCAUGUAUGUGGCCGGCUCCACGGCUGGUGCGACGCUGACUUGCACGGCGACCGCAUCGAAUUCUCAAGGCGGCACGGUAAGCAGUUCGCAGACCUUCGAUAUCGUGGCCGCACCUACGGUUCCAAGUGCAAGCUGGAGUCCCUCAACGAUCAUCGUCGGCGGGCAGUCGACAUUGAGUUGGUCCAGUACGAACGCGGUCAGCAUGGGCAUUUCAUGCUCCGGUGUGAACGGAAGUUGGUCGACGCCCGUCGGGGUGAAUGCACCGUCCGGUAGUUCCACUUUCACGCCCAGCGGCACCGGCGUUCAGGCGUGCAAUCUGACAGCAACGAACGCUGCCGGCAGCCAGGCCACGGGCAGCGCCAGCCUGACCGUCGCCGCAGCGCCCACCGUGAACACGGCGGUGUUCAGCCCGGCCGUGUCGACAGCAACCGGAAGCGUUCCCAACUUCUCUUGGACAACGAGUAACGCAACGUCGGCUUCUGUCGUGUGCACAGGCGUCCUUGCCUAUAACGCCACGGUCCCGGUAAACGGAGCUCUUAACCUCCCUGUCAGCGGCCCGGGUACGGGCACAUGCACCGUCACUGCCUACGGUGCUGGUGGUGCACAGGCAACUCGCAGUGCGACACACACGGCCUAUGCCGCGCCGAGCGUGAGUAGCGCUUCCUUCAGUCCGACGACUGUGGCUGUCGGCGGCAGCAGCACGUUCAUCUGGACGACGGCGAACGCGAGUUCGGCCACUGUGAGCUGCUCUGGGGCCGGGGCAACCGCCACGGGCUCGAGCACCAGCGGCAGCAUCACCGUUGGCACCAGCAGUGCCGGUACUGCGACCUGCACGGUGACGGCCAGCAAUGCCGCUGGGGCGACAGCGUCGCAGUCAGCUAGCCUGCCUGUGUCCGCCGUAGUGAUACAGCGCUUCACAGCUUCCGGCCCUUCUGGGUCCACCUGGACCUUCACCAACCCCAAUGCGUCAGCGCAGGUGGUGACGUCGCUCAGUUUGAGCUUCGGUUCCAUUGGCAACCCGAUGGGCGCGGUGAUCACAGGCGGGACUUGCGCAGUCAAUGGGUCUGUAGCCGCUGGCGGUAACUGUACGGUGAUCGUCGGUGCGCCGACGCCUGACUGCACCGACAACAACUACAGCGUGGCGCCUGUGUUGUCGAUGUCGGCAGGCUCGACGACGGGCUCAUCGCUCAAUCGGUACGCGCCAGCCAACGGUAUCUGCCGGUGA